Molecule: messenger RNA, 811 nt
Organism: Momordica charantia (bitter melon)
Lineage: Eukaryota; Viridiplantae; Streptophyta; Magnoliopsida; Cucurbitales; Cucurbitaceae
Source: RefSeq, a predicted model, not a curated record
AAGAGUUGUCGUCUUCGUUGGAUUAAUUAUCUCAGGCCUGACCUUAAACGUGGAGCUUUCUCUCCUCAAGAAGAAGAGCUCAUUGUCCACUUGCAUUCCCUUAUUGGCAACAGGUGGUCUCAAAUUGCAUCACGCUUGCCUGGACGAACGGACAACGAAAUAAAGAAUUUUUGGAACUCUACAUUGAAGAAAAGGUUAAAAAACAACAUUUCUUCCUCACCCUUCAACAGCCAUGAAUCAUCGGAUCCAAGAUUGGACAUGAUGUUUGGAGGUUUAAUGUCGAUGCAAGAACACGACAUCGUGAGCAUGAACAUGAGCAUGGAUUCAUCAUCCACCUCCUCGUCAUCUUCCCAACUUCCAGUGUCCAUCACAGGACACAACUCCUUCGAUGCUCCAACCAUGCCUUUCCUAGACAACAACUUCGAAUUGGCCGGGGCUGCCAACGGCUUUCUACAGGCACCGGGAGGGCGCUUGGCAGAAGUCGGAAUGGGAAUGGAAAUGAGGAUGGAAGAGAGAUUCAGCUAUGGAAGUUUGGAGGCUCAAAGAUCAAUGGAAAUGGAAAGGGAUGUGGCAUGUCUUCCACAUGAAGAGAUGAACUGUCCAUUAAUGAAUAGUAGAGGCAAUUUUGAUCAAUAUUUGGGAACAAAUGAGCAAAAUUUGAAUGUGGAGGAGAUUUUUGGAGACAUGGGAAGCCAUGGACAAUUACAAGAAAGCUUGAAGAUGGGUAAUGAAUGGGAUUUGGAGAGUUUCAUGCAAGACAUACCCUCAUUUCCUAAUUUCCUUUGAUUUUACAACUUUACCCUCUCUCUAA